AUGUUGAUCUCGUUCCUUCUCCUGCUCCUUGCUACAGCUUGCGUGGCCUCCGUGGGUGUCGGACUAUGGGUCCUCGGCAACCACUUCCUCACCACAGACAUCCCUGCUGCCAUCAGCCAUCCAGUGAGACUGUGGGUCUUCAACUGCAUCUUCCAGCUUUUGAUAACAUGGGGGAUGAUUUUUGAGAAACUGAGAAUCUGCUCUAUGCCCCAGUUUGUCCGUUUCGUUCACAAUCUGCCGCCACUAAGGAAGCAUCCGGAUGUGGUGGUCAAGGACCUCCGGUUUGGGACAAUCCCUGUGAAGCUGUACCAGCCCAAGGCAUCCACAAGCGGUCUCAGGCCUGGCAUUGUGUUCUUCCAUGGUGGCGGGGGCAUCUUAGGGAGCCUGAAAACACACCAUGGCAUAUGCUGUAAUUUGUGCAAGAAGAGUGAUGCGGUGGUUCUAGCAGUUGGAUACCGCAUGAUGCCUAAGCAUAAGUUUCCAGUGAUAGUAACAGACUGCAUGGUGGGUACAAUCCACUUCUUGAAGUCCUUGAAUACGUAUGGGGUGGAUCCAGCCCGGGUCAUAGUCUGUGGUGACAGUGUGGGUGGGGCCGUGGCAACAGUCCUUUGUCAAAAGUUUGUGGACCGUUCUGAUCUCCCCAAGAUUCGUGCUCAGAUCCUCAUCUAUUCCACUCUCCAGAGCCUGGAUUUCCAGUCCCCUUCCUAUCAGCAGAACAAAAACAUUCCACUGCUCAGCCAGAAUUUGCUCUUCUAUUGUUGGUGUGGUUACCUGGACAUCAGCCCCUCCUGGAGAAGCGCUGUAUUGAAAGGCACCCACUUGCCUGCGGAAGUCUGGGAAAAGUACAGGAAGUGGUUGGGUGCAGAAAACAUCCCAGACAAGUUUAAGAAGAGAGGUUACCUGCCUGUGUCCCGUGAGCCCCUGAAUGAGGCUGCCUAUCUGGAGACAAAAAUCAUUCUAGAUGUGAUGAACUCACCCUUGAUUGCAGACGAUGAAGUAGUGUCUCGGCUCCCUGAAGCUUGCAUCGUGAGCUGUGAGUAUGAUGUACUUCGGGACGAUUCGCUGUUGUACAAGAAGAGGUUGGAGGACCUGGGGGUUAGAGUAACUUGGCACCACAUGGAGGAUGGUUUUCACGGAGUGUUGACCACCAUUGACAUGAGCUUCUUUUACUUCCCCUGCUCCUCGAGGAUUCUGGAUGCUGUGGCUCAUUUCAUAAAGGGGCUGUGA
Molecule: messenger RNA, 1227 nt
Organism: Budorcas taxicolor (takin)
Lineage: Eukaryota; Metazoa; Chordata; Mammalia; Artiodactyla; Bovidae
Gene: AADACL3
Product: arylacetamide deacetylase like 3
Exons: 4
Coding region: 1-1227 (408 amino acids)
Cellular component (GO): membrane
Molecular function (GO): carboxylic ester hydrolase activity
Source: RefSeq, a predicted model, not a curated record